This is a messenger RNA of Aspergillus fijiensis CBS 313.89, 279 nucleotides long. RefSeq lists its product as uncharacterized. The record is from RefSeq and is a predicted model, not a curated record. NCBI's taxonomy places the organism in Eukaryota, Fungi, Ascomycota, Eurotiomycetes, Eurotiales, Aspergillaceae. The transcript has 2 exons. Bases 1 to 279 code for a protein of 92 amino acids.
AUGUCUCUACUGCAUCUAUGGGAUAUCCGCGGCAAAGCUCUUAUCGCGAUGGACGAGUUUCACGGGCAAGGAUAUCUCCUCCCAGCCCUAGAGAUCGCGAAAUACUGCAAGGCGAAGUACAAGCUGUCGACAAUGUUGAAUAGAAGGGCGCGCGCGUUUCUUGGCGCCACAGAGACUUGGUUCUUCGCUCAGCAGGACCGUUCCUUUAUCGGUACCCCCAUCGACCAGUGGCCUCUGCCGAACGACCUGUUGCUACGCCUAGCAAAAGUCGAGCGUUGA